Exophiala bonariae is the source of this 255-nucleotide messenger RNA. RefSeq lists its product as uncharacterized. The record is from RefSeq and is a predicted model, not a curated record. NCBI's taxonomy places the organism in Eukaryota, Fungi, Ascomycota, Eurotiomycetes, Chaetothyriales, Herpotrichiellaceae. The coding region runs from base 1 to 255 and encodes 84 amino acids. The transcript has a single exon.
AUGUGGGUCGAAGACGAUCUGCCUCUCAACAGUGCCGAUGGAGUAGGUCGCAUAGGUCUAGAGAUUGCCGGCAACCCAGACACGAACGACGAGGCGCUCUACGUAGCCGGCGGAAAGGCUGUGGGUAUUGAUGAGGUUAUCAACAAUCUUCAACCGCAAUGGCCGGGGAAUCAGAGCGCACUUGAUUUAGCCAGGGGUCAAAAAGAGUCUCGGACUGGUAAGCAAGUGGAUGCGAAAAGCGUCGUUCAAAACUGA